Molecule: messenger RNA, 531 nt
Organism: Brenthis ino (lesser marbled fritillary)
Lineage: Eukaryota; Metazoa; Arthropoda; Insecta; Lepidoptera; Nymphalidae
Source: the annotation of a GenBank genome assembly
AUGUACUCAAAGGUUAUAGUAUUCCUGUGUGCCGCUGGCAUUGCAUCUGCUGGUAAUCUUCUGCACGCUGCGCCCUUAGCAUACAGCGCACCCAUCCAAUCUGUAUCUUACGCAUCUCAUACCGCACCUAUUACCUACGCUGGACCAGUAGUUACCAAGAGCAUCUCUCCGGUAGUCUCCUAUCAAACUCUCUCCCACGCCGCACCUGCUAUUGCUACCUACUCAGCUGGACCUAUUGUGACCAAAAACUACGGGACACCUGCUUAUUCUUACUCGUCAGUAUCUUCUCCUAGAUACACAAGCUCUUUGUCUUACGCACCUGUUGUAGCUAAGAGUGUAUCUCCCGCCGUAUACUCCUCCGUAGCUCAUGCUGCUCCUUUAUCGUAUGCCGCAGGACCUGUUGUAACUAAAACUAUUGCUCCCGUAGCCCAAUACGCUACUGCUCCAGUAUUGAAGACUGCCAUCGCUUAUUCUUCCGCUCCAGCAGUAUCCCACGUCUCUUACUCCGGUUUAGGUGCUAGCUACGGAUGG